AUGAAGGUAUGGGACGGGGUGAGAACAAUAGUUCAUACAGGAGGUUCUGAAGUGAACCUGGCUCUGAAGGGAAGAGGAUACAUGUGUUCUGAUGAAUGCAUAGUGUUGGCAGAAAUGACGAUGGUGGUAAUAUUUGCAAUAAAAGUUUUCUUGCUUUUUUCCUCAGACAUUUAUUGUUUGAUUAACCCCAUGAAGAUGAAUAAAAAGAGAAAAUUUUCCAGUUAUAAAGACAUAAAAAACAUAGUUUUCUUUGAAAUCACCACUGGGAUCACAGCCAACGUGAUCCUGCUUCUGUUCCACAUCCUCAUGUUUCUGCUCAAGCACAGGCCCAAGCCCCUUGACCUGACUAUUGCACAGUUGGCUCUAGUCCAUUGGAUGUUACUGGUAACCAUGGGCUUCAUAGCUACAGACACAUUUGAGUUUGAGGGCUGGGGGAAUGACUUUAUGUGUAAAUCAGUUAUAUAUGUAAACAGGUUGAUGAGGGCCCUCUCUAUCUGUACCACCUGCUUGCUGAGUGUCCUCCAGGCUAUAAUACUUAGCCCUAGAAACUCUUUUUUGGCAAAAUUCAAACACAAAUCCUCACAUUAUUAUCCAUGUUGCCUUGUCUUUUUAUGGGUCUUAAAUAUGCUCCUGAACAUUCGCUUUUUAAUCUCCAUUGGUGCGACACCAAAUGGGACUUCACACAGUCUCAACUUUGUCACUGAAUCCUGCUCUCAGUGGCCUAUUAGUUACUUUUUCAGAUACAUAUUUCUCUCAUUGGUGAACAUUCAGGAUAUUUCCUUUGUAGGGCUCAUGGCCCUGUCAAGUGGAUACAUGGUGAAUCUCUUGUGCAGGCAUAAAAGACAGUUCCAACACCUUCACCAUUCUAAUCUUUCUCCAAAAGCAUACCCUGGAGAGAGGGCCACUCAGACUAUUCUUGUGCUAACAGGCUUCUUUAUGCUCAUGUACUGUUUGGACUGUGUUAUUUUCUCUUCACUUGUUGUAUUGUGGAACAAUGAUCCAAUUUAUCAUUGUGUACAGAUGCUUGUGGGCAAUGCCUAUGCCACAAUGUGUCCUUUUGUGCUAAUGAGCACUGAAAAACGGAUGAUGGAAUGGUUAAUAUCCAUGAGGAAAAGACAGUAA
Messenger RNA from Octodon degus (degu), 1122 nucleotides. Its product is annotated as vomeronasal type-1 receptor 90-like. The record is from RefSeq and is a predicted model, not a curated record. NCBI's taxonomy places the organism in Eukaryota, Metazoa, Chordata, Mammalia, Rodentia, Octodontidae. Gene Ontology annotation, molecular function: pheromone receptor activity. Gene Ontology annotation, cellular component: membrane. The transcript has a single exon. Gene Ontology annotation, biological process: G protein-coupled receptor signaling pathway. Bases 1 to 1122 code for a protein of 373 amino acids.